This is a messenger RNA of Rotaria sp. Silwood2, 525 nucleotides long. NCBI's taxonomy places the organism in Eukaryota, Metazoa, Rotifera, Eurotatoria, Philodinida, Philodinidae. The record is from the annotation of a GenBank genome assembly.
AUGCAUGAUGAAGGAGCAACACAUUACAAUUCAAUUAUUGAUCAGCAUAGUUUAGGUGCUGAGUUCUUACGUAAUCAGUUCGGUGAUUGUGCUCGACCGAAAAUCGGCUGGCAAAUCGAUCCGUUUGGUCACUCACGAGAAGUAGCUUCACUCUUUGCACAGAUGGGCUUCGAUGGUCUUUUUUUCGGACGAGCUGACUAUCAAGAUGUUGCAAAGCGAAACAUGACAAGAACAAUGGAAAUGAUCUGGAAAGCGAGUGCCAACUUAGGUGAAGUGAUGGGCAUUAUUCAACAUCAUGACGCCGUUAGUGGAACAGAGAGACAGCAUGUUGCCGAUGAUUAUGUUCAACGAUUAUCGGAUGGUAUUGACAGAACAGUGUAUCUCCCGAUUCCAGACACUACAAAAACAAUUCCGGGGCGAACAAGUGCUGCUCAAAAUCAAUAUAUCUUCGAAGCAUUAUUACCUGCACUUGGCUACAACACCUACUAUUUCGAAGCUAGAAGUAUGUACAGUUAUUAUAGAUAA